This is a messenger RNA of Plasmodium gonderi, 2457 nucleotides long. RefSeq lists its product as hypothetical. The transcript is spliced from 5 exons. Gene Ontology annotation, cellular component: lysosomal membrane; late endosome membrane; Mon1-Ccz1 complex. The coding region runs from base 1 to 2457 and encodes 818 amino acids. Gene Ontology annotation, biological process: regulation of autophagy. NCBI's taxonomy places the organism in Eukaryota, Apicomplexa, Aconoidasida, Haemosporida, Plasmodiidae. The record is from RefSeq and is a predicted model, not a curated record.
AUGAUUCACUCAGAGACGAGUCCGGAGGGAGAAAAGAGCCGCUCCCUAGUAAUAAACAAUUCUUCCCAAAGAAAUGAUAAACCAAAUGGCGACAAUGAACCAACGAAGGAAUCUAAUCAAUCUAGUAAGAAGACAAAUAAGAAGACUAAGAAGGGCGUAACCAUUUCAGCAUAUUCUCCAGCUUACAUAUCAGAGCCUGUGUACCAAUGGGGGGUCUCAAGCAAGGACCGAAUAUUCUACGACAAGAUGAACGACUUGAUUAUACACCAAAAUGUGUCAGCUAAGGCAAUGCUAGUAACAGAUAUCAAGAAGAAAAAGGCAAACUACAAAGCAGUGUAUGUCAGGUUUGAUAAAGAAAUGUGCGAACACAUAAGCUUCUGUCGUAACAGCACUUUUUUUCUGUAUUAUUCUAUUAAUCCAAAUAUAAUAGAAAUAUCAGAUAUAUUGAACAACCACAAUAUAUAUUUAAAUAUAAACAUAAACAAACUUAACGAGUCUAAAAUUCUCGCUGCUUUUUGGUUACGUGGUCAUGAUUUGAAACUAGCUGAAAAUAGUGAAAAACAAAAAGAGGUAGCAAUGGAUGAUACAACUUUUACUGCAUCUGGGAACGGAAAUGAAGGGGCGGAUUCAUUUUCAGUUGCAGAUUCAUCCGACUUUGCUAUAAUAACAAGUAUUGGUAUCGAAAUUUUUCACAUCUGCUUUGAAAACCUAAUCAUUACUCCAUUAAAAAAACACAUAAUAAAAAGUGAUGAGUGUUGGUAUGACGAAUCAAGCUCAUAUAUAGCCCUACUGUCAAAUGCACAGAAAAAUCAUGUUAUUUCUCCAUACUUGUUAAAUAAUAGUAAUGCAAUCAAAUUACAAAAAAUAGAACUGAAUCUUCCUAAGUCUGAAAUUAUUAAUAAAAAUGAUAUUGAAAUUAUCACAUUGUAUGAUGACACGUAUUGUAUUCAUAAAGAUUUUAAGAAUGGAAGAAUUUCCUUUCGUUGUCUUUCAUCAACUUUGUAUUUUGAUUAUGUUCUUGAUUUAUUUUCCAAUGGAAUUAUGGAAACUUUUUCUCUGGAUAAUAUAUUUGGUGUCUUUAGCUAUUCAAAUGAAAAAGUCUAUCUAUUUGAUAUAAAGUAUCACAAAAGAAAUAAAACACAAAUUAUAAAUAACUUAGAGGAUCACACCAUUAACAUUUCUUAUCUUACAUCUCCUAAGAGUUUUAGAUCGCAAAUCCCUUUUAGCUACAUUUCAUUUCAUUCCUUCAAUCUUCUUAUGGACAAUCACUAUGGUAAUGUAUACAAAAUAUGGAUAGACUAUGACCUCCUUAUGCUUCAGAUUUGUCAGCACUUUGCCAAUCUGAACACAUCGGUUGAUGUCCUGUUACGUAGACCAAACUGCAAAAGCAGAAUAACAGAAAUGUUUUUUCUUUCACUAGAAAAUGACAUACAAAUUGAAGAUUUUAUAAGCAUAGUGAACAUAAUAAAUACCAAUUAUAGAAGACUAAUAGAACAGUCUGUAGAUAAAAAAAAAAAAAACUUAACGACAACAAGAAAAAAUAAUAAUAAAAUCAUUCAGCCUUUAGGAAAUAUAAUAAAAAAUUUAAAACAAAAAACUCUUAUUACUGAAAGAGAUAUUGUUACUGAUGUAUUCCAUGCCUUUAUGAUUAAAAAAUAUAACCUCGAUAAGAAUGAGACAUUAUUCAACUUUUCUCUAAAUUUUAGAGAAAUCGAAAAAGCAAAACAGGAAAGACGAAGAAAAGGCACCAAGAGCAAAAACGAUUGUGCCGAUAAGUACAUGUUGAAGUACAAAAUAUGCAAAAAAUCACACCAUGAGGUAGCAGAUACAGAAGUAGGUGGGUUGGCAGGUAAAGAAGUAGGAGACUUGACAGACGAUGCAGUAGAUUAUAAGCUGGUUCUGAGCUACUCAGAACUACAUAACCCACCAAUGUUCCUUAUAUAUGUUCUGGAAUAUAUGAAGUCCCUACUUAUGUUAAAUAUCAUACCGAACCGGAUCCUACAAACUUUUCUUUUCGACAUAUGUAUCUUUUACAAGAAAGAUAACUGUCUAAGACAACUUCUGCAAUUUUAUGUGAUUGCUGAUUCGAUAGAAGUAACAAAGAGACUAUUUCAUUACUGGAAGUUGACCAAACAUGAUUGGGCUUAUAACUUCUGUUUGGAUAUGUCUUUGCGAUUAAAGGAACAUGAAAUGGUGGUUCAUCUCUUUUUGUCUGAUAAGAAAUACAUUAAAAUAAUUGAUUUCAUAAGAAAAUACAACCUUAUUGACUAUCCCAUUACAGUUAUAUUUCAAGCCAUCGAAAAUGAUUUUGAUUCUCCCGACAAGUACAUAAUAUUUAAUCACAUCAUUCGCUCCUUGAAUCACUGGAUUAGGGAUUCAAACCAAGACGCUCAGAAAUACCCUUUACCAAAUUUACAGAAUUGCGAAAAGUGGGUGAACUUGGUUGAAGAGGAGUAA